AUGAACAUCAACGACUUCCCCUACGAAAUCCUUACCCAGAUCCUCGAGGAGGUUACCAAGGCCAAUAUACGUGAUGGUCCCACGUAUACAUUUGGUCUCCAGCAAGCACCAUUGCCACUCGAGAGGGCCAAGCUCCAACGCUAUGUAAGAGGCCCGGUCCCACCGGAGCUCCUCAAGUGGGAUGCGACUGCCACACUACGAUCAGUCUGCUGGAAGUGGCAUGAGUGGGCUUUGGAGCACUCCAUCAAGGAUGUCUACAUCCGUCGCUGGAAGGGCGGAGAGCGAUGGGCCGAGCUAUCAAACAGGCGAGAGAGCUACCCGCUCUACGAACUCAUUGACCGUCCAACUGGCACAGCUGUCUACCGCGACCCCUUCGCCUCGCUCAAGCGGACGGUGAGCAUCUGCAACGACUACCCAGCAGUGGCUGCCAAGAUCAGGCGCAUGUGGGUGCACGGUUUCUACACCGCCGAGACCGAUCGUCUAGUAUUCCAAUCGCUCAAGAACUGCACCAACAUCACCUCGCUCUCUCUUCCAUGGACCGCCAUCCGUCACGUGGACGCCAAGGCCUGGCGGACUGUGCUCACUGGUACUGGCAAGCCACUGCAGUCGCUGGAACUCCAAUGCGUCGACCCUACCUCGCAGCAAGCAACAGACAAGGAUAACCUCGUUGACCUGGAGCCACUACAGUCGGUCAACUUCAGCCAGCUGCGACGCCUGAAGAUCUUCGGCGACACUAGCUUCAUGCCCAUCACCAACAAUGAUCUCUUCGCCAUCGCUCGCACUGCCACUCAGCUGGAGGAAUUUCACUUGACCUGCAACUCCUCAAUCACCAUCGACGGCGUCAUGGCGAUUGUUAAGGCGUCUCGCAAGACUCUCCGGGUUCUUGAGCACAGCCCGCGGUCACAGGAUGGCUUCUGGCACCCACAUCCUGGAUCCCCGAGCGACUGCGAGCAUCUCUGCGAUACUUUCCGGAACUGUCCCAAGCUUGAGACUCUUUCCAUCUCGCUUCCUUCUGUAUGCUCCCAUCUCUUCUCAAACGACAAUGCAAAGUUCGCAGGCGACCUGCAGGUACGCGCUCUGCACUUGUGUGAGCAUGAGGAUGGUCGCUCCACCCAAGAGGCUACCGACGCCCUGCAGAAGCUUCUUGAACAAGCCCGUCGCUUCAUCCGCCUUCGCGCAGAGAGUGCCAUCCCUCGCGACUUGUACGUCGAGCUCUUCUUCGCAGAGUGCAUCUUCGAACCCGGUUUCCAAUCCGUCCAUGGCGAUUUUUCCCUGGCGCAGAUUUCGUCCGAUGGGCACUGGCCACAAAACGUCGACUUCAGCGGCAAGGGACCUUACGGCAGCACCGGUCUGUACGGAAAAGAAGAAGAGGCGCAGUUCCAGCGUAUCGACGAGGCCGACUUCCUAGCUGGUGUUCGCAGGAGGCUCCUCUCCAUCCAAACAUGA
This is a messenger RNA of Alternaria atra, 1446 nucleotides long. RefSeq lists its product as uncharacterized. The transcript has 2 exons. The record is from RefSeq and is a predicted model, not a curated record. NCBI's taxonomy places the organism in Eukaryota, Fungi, Ascomycota, Dothideomycetes, Pleosporales, Pleosporaceae. The coding region runs from base 1 to 1446 and encodes 481 amino acids.